Messenger RNA from Gymnogyps californianus (California condor), 2996 nucleotides. It is a transcript of the gene POFUT1, whose product is annotated as protein O-fucosyltransferase 1. Lineage: Eukaryota; Metazoa; Chordata; Aves; Accipitriformes; Cathartidae. Gene Ontology annotation, biological process: regulation of Notch signaling pathway; protein O-linked glycosylation via fucose; Notch signaling pathway. The transcript has 7 exons. The coding region runs from base 1 to 1260 and encodes 419 amino acids. The record is from RefSeq and is a predicted model, not a curated record. Gene Ontology annotation, molecular function: peptide-O-fucosyltransferase activity. Gene Ontology annotation, cellular component: endoplasmic reticulum.
AUGGUGGCCGCUUACCCGCUAGAGAGGCCGUUCCGGCGGGCCCCGGGGCAUGCCGGGAUGGGGCCGCCUCUCGUUGACCUCCGCCGAGCCGCCAUGGCGGUGCCGCCGGUCGUUGUCCUCCUCCUCCUCUUGCUGGUGGUGGUGAUGGCGGCGGCGGGAGGCGGCGCGGCGCCCGCCUGGGACGCGGCCGGUUACCUGCUGUACUGUCCCUGCAUGGGCCGGUUCGGGAACCAGGCCGAACACUUCCUGGGAGCCCUGGCCUUCGCCCGAGCCCUCAACCGGACCCUGGCCGUGCCGCCGUGGAUCGAGUACCGCCACCACCGCCCGCCCUACACCAACCUGCACGUUCCCUACGCGGAGCACUUCAAGCUGGAGCCGCUGCUGCGGUACCACCGCGUUAUCAGCUUGGAGGCGUUCAUGGAGAAGCUGGCGCCCGUUCACUGGCCUCCUGGCAAGCGAGUGGCUUACUGCUUCGAAGCGGCGGCUCAGAGGAGCGCUGACAAAAGCACUUGUCCCAUGAAGGAUGGAAAUCCAUUUGGUCCCUUCUGGGAUCAGUUCCAAGUGAAUUUUGAUAAGUCUGAGCUCUUCAAGGGAAUCUCCUUCAGUUCUGCGUACAAGGACCAUUGGAUCCAAAGGUUUUCACCCUCUGAGCACCCUGUCCUCGCCUUACCUGGAGCUCCAGCCCAGUUUCCAGUCUUAGAGGAGCACCGGCCCCUCCAUAAGUAUAUCGUGUGGUCUGAUGACAUGGUGAAGAAAGGAGAAGCCUAUAUUCAUUCUCUGCUGGUCCGGCCCUACGUAGGAAUUCAUCUGAGGAUCGGCUCAGAUUGGAAAAACGCUUGCAAUAUGUUAAAGGACGGGACGGCCGGGCCGCACUUCAUGGCUUCGCCUCAGUGCGUGGGCUACGACCGAAGCGCUGCGGUCCCUCUUACCAUGGACAUGUGCCUGCCAGACCUCAAAGAGAUCAAGCGUGCUCUCAAGCUCUGGGUGGAAAAGACAGAAGCUAAAUCUGUUUAUAUCGCUACUGAUUCUGAGCCCUACACGACGGAAAUACAGCAGUUCUUCCAAGGAAAGAUCAAGGUUGUAAGCUUGCAGCCAGAAGUGCCUCAGAUUGAUUUGUAUAUUCUUGGCCAGUCCGAUCAUUUUAUCGGGAACUGUGUCUCUUCGUUUACUGCCUUUGUGAAAAGAGAGCGCGACGUGCAUGGAAAACCCUCUUCGUUUUUUGGCAUGGACCACCCACCAAGAUUGCGGGAUGAAUUCUGACCAAAAGAGGAACAGGCUCCGUAGUUCUCAGGGCUCUGAGCCUGGGACCUUGCCGAGGGACCGCUCGGUGCUAACAGUGUUCUGCGUGCAGAGCACACUGCCAGGCUGCCGCAGACCUGCUUCAGCCCUGUGAUCCUCCUCACAGUCACUUCUAGACUGUUCUGACUGACUUCUCCUGUAUUUCCAGCGUGAGGUCAGGCAGAAAAGAAAUUUUGAAUCAUGUAGUUUAUAGGAAACUAUAAACUAUAUAUAGUUUUUAAGAUGUAGUUUAUAUAGUUCUCCAUUCUCACUAUUUGGGGUCCACCAGCAAUCAUGAUGAAGCAGCUGCUUGGAUUUCCGCUUCUCCGUUUUUUUUUUUUCUCCGUUAAAUUUAAAUUUUACUUGGAGAUGUUGUGAAGCUUUUUGUCCAAAACUGACCAUAAGUUCUUUUUAAGUGCAAAGUAUUGUCAGGAAUAUCACGGUCCCUGGAAAGGGAGUGUAAGGUAAAGCUCAGGACUGGAAAUUAGCUCUGGGUUUUAUCGAGUUCCGCUGUUGCCUUACUAGAACCACGUCACCUCAGUGCCUCGGUUUCCAUUCCCCUGUCAAAAGAGAUUUCAUACCCGCUUCUCAGUGGUGCCGUGAGGCACCCGGAUCUCUUCAGUGGUGCUAGAGAAGCGCAGCGGGGGCACGUUUUAAUGUGGCAGCUGCCUCUUCAGCCCGUCUUUGUGUGGAACAGGGAGACGGCGUUUGCAGGGACACAGGCGGGGAGAUCUUUCACAGCCAGUCGAGAGUUGGAGAUGUAGGGCUUGUAGCUUCGUAGCUGUUGGAGGUCUGUGGUAGGAAUGAAACUGGUUUUGAGCUAAGACUUUUAAAGUAGCUGUAGUGGGGUUGGUGUACGUUGUACCUAGGUCUGUGUUAAUGGUUUCUGGAUUUUGUCUUAUUUUUGUACUUUGUAAAAUAACCCCUCUGACAGCAGAACCCUUGUCUGGGGGGGUAGCUCCCGGUGGAGAUAACUGUGGGAAGUGUUAGCCGACGGUGAAACAGCAGCCCAAAAAACCUUCGUCUGGCCCAGCACAGUUUGGUGCUGGGAACAGCGAUAAUCCCGGUGUGGUGAGACUCAGCUUGACCAAUGCCUUUUGGUACUCCUGUGAUGUUGUUUUUUUUUUUUUUUUGUCCAAAGACUGAGUACAGAAUUUACUGUUCCUUUUUUAAAAAUGCCACUUAGGUGAGUCUGUGGUACCAGGGCUGGCUGCCUCUGGUGCGCUGCUGCGGUUUAAACAAUGCUGUCUCAGAGUGUUUAUGAGGUUUUAACUCUAAAUGUCUUUUUGGUGGUGGGUUUUUUCCUCCUUGGAAAUGUUCCUGAGCUUUCAAGGAGUUUUGAAGGCUCAAGGGGGUGAGCAAAAGAGGGCUAAAUGAGGAGGUACCCCAAGUGUCAGGGUGGCAAAGACUCAUCUCUGUUUCCUCAGCGCUGGCUUCCAGAAAUGAUGGGAUUUGGUGGUUUUUGGGGCCUCUGGCCGCCUCCUGGCACGGGCCCAGGGGAGCUGGGCACCUGCCCGCUCCUCGGUGGUUCACUCGGCUCCGUGAUCUUGGAUGAUGCCGUCGGGGCUGCCUUGCCUCGUUACGGAGCAAGGGCGGCCUUUCCGCAUCGUAUUGGGAACACAGUGUGUUAAGAGAAAAUGUUUGGGGUUUUUUUUUAAUUAAAAAAAAAAAAAGGUAUUUUUUGUAAUAAUAAAAACCUGAUUUUGUAUUCGCUCAUA